Messenger RNA from Musca domestica (house fly), 2771 nucleotides. RefSeq names its product splicing factor 3B subunit 2-like. Lineage: Eukaryota; Metazoa; Arthropoda; Insecta; Diptera; Muscidae. Bases 125 to 2551 code for a protein of 808 amino acids. Gene Ontology annotation, biological process: mRNA splicing, via spliceosome. The record is from RefSeq and is a predicted model, not a curated record. The transcript has 5 exons. Gene Ontology annotation, cellular component: U2-type spliceosomal complex; U2 snRNP; catalytic step 2 spliceosome.
UACUAAUUCAUACAACCGUGAUUUACUUUUAGAUGGCGUUUUUACAGGAAGAAUAACCACGACAUAGAGAUAUUCGGGAACAUUGCAUUUAUAACUAGGAAAAUUUGUUUAAUUUUCAUCAAAUAUGUCAGAUCCCUAUGGAGAGCGUGCCAAUUUACCGCCUAUUGGAAAUGGAGCACCACCACCGCCGCUUAUGCCUUUGCCGCCUGGCAUGAGGCCGCCUGCACCGACAUUUUUACCAAAUAUCCAACAGAUUCCGCCUCCUCAACCUUGGCACAAUACAGGUCCUCCUGCAGAACAAAACAGCAGUCAAGUUCCGCCACCAACUCAGCAGCAGCAACAACAACAGCCCCCUCCGGUUACCAAUCAAAAUGAGGUGGUGAAUGGAAAUUCUGAUUCCGGAGACGGGUCUUCGAAUGGCGAGAGUUCAAAUCAGGAUGGCAAAGACGGUGCAAAAUGUCCUGAAGUUGUACUGCCCAAGGCAUUGGAGGAUGUGCUAGCCUUAAAGGAUCAGAGAGCAGCAGAGUUCGAUGUGAAUACUGAGGAUUUUUCCAAUGUUGAUAAUACUGGUCAACCUGCUGGACAUUCUGGGGGCGUUAUAAGCAAUGAUUAUGCAGAUGCUGGAGAAGAUUCUGAUGAUGAAGGAGAGAAUCUAGUAAAUGGCAGUGCCCCGUCUAAAGCAGGCAAGUUAAGUAAAGUAGAAAAGAACAAAAAGAAAAAGCGGCGGAAGAAGCUGAACAAACAGAUUAAAAGACAACAGGAGCAGGCACGCGUUGAAGAAAAAUCUAGGGAGGCGGAAACAGUUGGAGAUGAUACUGAAGAUAAUCAAGAAAAACAAAAAGAGGACAGCUCCGAGAAGGAAGUAAAAUCUAAGGAAUCCAAGUCUAAACACGGUGACAGAAAGAAGGAGACUGAAUCUAGUAGCAACGGCAAAGGCGACAUCGAAGCCACCGCCGAAGAUGUUACCAUUGAGUAUGUCCCUGAAAGAAUUACUAUCGCUGACUUAGCACCCAUGUAUCGCCAGUUUUAUAGAGUAUUUGAAAUUUUCAAAUUGGAAAACAAACCCAAGGUUUCAGAAAAGGAGAAAGCAGCAGCAGAGAAUGCAGAAGCAAACUCCAAUCAAAAGAAAGCUCUAAGUCGUGUUCCGGAAGAGGAAGAAGAGGAGGCCGAUGAAGAUAAGAUCGAAGACAAAGAAAAGCUGUCAAAGAGAAAAUUGAAAAAACUCACGCGCCUCAGUGUAGCUGAACUUAAGCAGCUGGUCUCCCGACCCGAUGUGGUCGAAAUGCAUGACGUCACUGCCAGAGAUCCCAAAUUGUUGGUGCAGCUCAAGGCUUACCGCAACACGGUGCAAGUACCACGACAUUGGUGUUUCAAGCGAAAAUACCUUCAGGGAAAACGGGGUAUUGAAAAACCACCAUUCGAUUUGCCGGCAUUCAUUAAAAAAACGGGCAUUAUGGAAAUGCGCGAAUCGCUUCAAGAGAAGGAAGAUGCAAAAUCAUUAAAGAGCAAGAUGCGCGAACGAGUGCGUCCAAAAAUGGGUAAAAUUGACAUUGACUAUCAGAAGCUGCACGAUGCCUUCUUCAAGUGGCAAACUAAACCCAAAAUGACCAUUCAUGGCGAUCUUUACUACGAGGGCAAAGAAUUCGAAACACGCCUCAAAGAAAAGAAACCAGGAGACUUAUCUGAAGAAUUGCGUAUAGCUCUGGGAAUGCCUGUUGGGCCGAAUGCCCACAAAAUUCCACCACCAUGGCUAAUUGCUCAGCAGCGUUAUGGCCCUCCUCCUUCGUAUCCCAAUCUUAAGAUACCUGGUUUGAAUGCUCCCAUUCCUGAAGGCUGUUCAUUCGGCUACCAUGCGGGUGGGUGGGGUAAACCACCUGUUGACGAAAAUGGCAAGCCAUUAUAUGGUGAUGUCUUCGGAACAAAUAUUGUGGAUUUGGAUAAUGGCAUUGAUGAGGGUGACAUUGAACGCAAUCAAUGGGGAGAAUUGGAAUCAGAAUCGGAAGAAUCUUCAGACGAAGAAGAAGAGGACGGUGAAGAUAUGACAAAUCAACCCGACGAAAGUGGUUUGGUAACUCCGGCUGAGGGUCUGAUUACGCCAUCAGGACUUACCAGUGUGCCGACAGGAAUGGAAACGCCCGAAAAUAUUGAAUUGCGUAAAAAGAAAAUUGAGCAGGAAAUGGAAGACAAUGAGACACCAGUUUUGUAUCAUGUUUUGCCUGAAAAACGUACUGACCGCAUUGGCGCAUCGAUGAUGGGUUCGACACAUGUGUACGAUGUCGGUGGGGUAAAACAGGCCGCAGCGAGAGCUACUGUUGCAUCGGGUAGAGAAGGAACCGUUGAAUUGGCCUUGGAUCCCUCGGAGUUGGAUAUGGAUAAUGACGCAAUGGCCCAACGCUACGAACAGCAAAUGCGUGAACAACAAAAUCAUUUACAGAAAGAAGAUUUGUCAGAUAUGUUGGCUGAACAUGUUGCUCAGCAGAAAUUCAAACGCAAACGUCAACAAGCCGACCCAGCCAAGACAACCAAGAAGUAUAAAGAAUUCAAGUUUUAAAUCCAUACGAAGGUACAUUAGUUAUUCGGUUCAAUUAGUCUUAAAUAUUAAUAAAGAGAAUGUGGAAAUAUAUUCUAUCCAUUCCCAAACAAUGGAUAUACAAAAAUGAAACGGAUAAUGCAUCCCAAUAACCUUAUAAGCGAUGCAACUGUGGAACACAGUCAUUGUUUCCAAAUAAAGAUCAAUGUCCCCAACAACUAAAAAAAUAGAACACCAAUAA